AUGUCUGAACAUCAAAUGGCUAUCCCCAAAGGCUCCUGGGUUCUUGUGACAGCCGCAAACGGUCACACUGGGAGUCAUAUCGUCUUCGAACUCUUGAAGAGAGACUUCAAGGUCCGCGGCACUGUUAGAGACUUGGAAUCCAGCCAGUGGCUACUUGAGGAUAGCUUUGUUUACAAAUAUGCCGAACGCGGCCAUAUCGAGCUUAUAGUUGCUGAUACGACCAAACCCCACGACUUCGAUAGAGCCGUACGGGGUGUCGCGGCUGUCAUACAUGUUGCAGUCAUUGGAGACCUGGUUCCUGAUCCCAAUGUUGCUAUUCCAGCCACCAUAGAAUCAGCCUUGUCUGUUUGUCGAUCAGCAGCAAAGGAGCCAUCCGUGAAGCGGUUUGUCUUCACUUCGACCUUUUGGGCUGCUACCUUUCCAGUUCCUGGCGUCGGUGACACCAUUACAAACCUCGACACCUGGAACGAAGCUGCGAUUCAAGCUGCUUGGGCCCCUCCUCCUUAUGAAUCAGAUCGUAUUAUGCCGGUGUAUUUCGCAGCCAAGGUUGAGGCAGAAAAGGCUGUCUGGAAGUUUGUCAAAGAUAAGAGACUCCCCUGCAUAACUAGCCACGUCACCGAUGUCGCGAUUAUUCAUGUCGCCGCCGCAAUCGACCCCGGCGUACAAGGUCAACGCAUUCAAGUUCUCGCACCAUCCUUCACAUGGAACGACUGCCUGGAUAUCCUACGAAAGUCUUACCCGAAUCGCAGCUUCGUUGAUAACUUUAUUUCUGGUGACCCGAAAUUGAUGUACAAUAUUGAGAACGACAUUGCUCUUGGUCUCCUGCAGAAAUGGGCUGGGCGUGGUUGGAUCAGUUUGGAGUCGAGUGUUACAGAAGUAUUUCAACCUGGAACACUGCAAUUCAUCAACUCGGCUCAUCCAGACGAGAUCACCAAUGCAAAGAGUAUCAAAUUGAUAAGAUCACACGCAGCAAAACUCUCUCGUGCUCUGCAGAAGGAAAAGAAGCAAGAUAAAGAUUCUCUGGAGGGAGAUGACCCUGAAAACUUUCAAGCUGAGACAGAAUUGAGAUCGCUUGUUGACCUGGCAAGCAAUACGCGAUACCGAAAGAUCAUACCUAAAGCAAAGGUACAUGAGCAGACCGCAAAUCGACCACCAAGCCCAAUUCAGUUGAUUGGCGGUGCUUGCAGUGACGCAUACACAGGAUUUGCAAGACAACUUUCAGAUGAUGAGCACUAUCUCUUUGAUUUCUAUCUAAACUACGUGAUUUCUUACGGAUACACAGCAUGCUAUGCCCAAGAUGAUGAGCGGAACUUUACUUACCUCAUGAGGCAUAUCUGGGUGCCCAAUGCAAUGUCUAAACUCAGUCUCAUGGCCGCCGUCUUUCACGUGGCAUGCCGGAAUUACGUCGCCACCACAAAUAACAGCCUAUCGAGCAAAUUUGCAGUCAAAAAGCUUCAAUAUCGACUAAUGUGCAUCCAAAUGGCUAAAGACGCCAUCGAGUCAGAGGCUAUCGCUACAGAUACAACUAUUGCAUUGGCUAUGCUGAUGGCCUCUGAAGCAUUCCUUGAAGGAGAUAUGAGUGCAUACUGGAGUCAUGGUGCUGGCGUUAUGAAAAUGGUGCGGGCGCGAGGAGGUGUUGAUAUGCUGGGAAUGUCAGGAUUCUUGACUAGAACUGUCUCGGAUUCUAUCUAUCUCACGCAGACCAAUAUGAUAUCCGGCUUCGCAGCUAGCCAAGAUCUACAGGCCGCUAUACAUACAACAUCAUGGAACUCAACAUUCAAACUCUCGCAUGAGCAACUUAGUCUUGGUAACUUGACCAUUGACGAAGGCGCGCAAAUCAACAACAUCAUCAACUUUGACCGUACUCUACUCGCAAAUGGUGGUCCUCACCAAGAUGACUUUUACUCGCUCCCCCCUGGUCUGCAGAUCCCCAGGCUUCCGGGUGAGCUUAUCAAGCUCCAAGAAAUCACGGAUCCAAAGCCAUACACAAUCCUUGCUUCAACUACAAUGUCUCGUUUCCUCUACUCGACGACAAACUUCAAUGGUACCCUUAUCCCCGCCUCUGCUUACAUCCUUUGGCCAUAUACCACCAAGAAAUCUCUUCUACAGGACUUCGUACCAUAUGCCUUGGUUCUGGCAGGAUACGCUGUUGUGGCCCCUGACUACGCGGGUCUCGGCGUUGGUACCUCAUGGGAUGGGACUGCCAUUCCUCACCAAUAUGGCAUCUACCAGGCUGGUGGAGCAGAUUCUCUCAAUGCCCUGAGAGCUGCUUUGACCGCGUUUCCAGAGCGUUUGACAACUGAUUAUGUAAAUGUUGGUCAUAGCCAGGGAGGUGCUGUUGGGUGGGGAGUCUCUGAGCUUCUUGCCGGAAAAAAGGGAAGAUUCAAGGAUCUUGUCAAGGGUCAUCUAGGCACUCUUCUUUUUGCCCCACCCACAGAUGCAUUCUCGUUGCCAGCUGCUUCUAUUACUACCUGGGUUGGUAAAUAUUUGAACCAAGUCUAUCCUGAGUUCAAACUCAGUGACUGGCUUACAACUUUGGGUGUCGACCGAGUGACUCUCUUCAACCAGGUUGAGGGUUCUCAAAGCGUCAGCAGCUUUCUCUUCACCCCCAAAGAGGAGGUUGUCCAGCCUGACUGGAUGAACACUUGGUUUGUGGCUGCUCUCAAACAAAUCGUUAACCCUGGUGAGAGGCCUUGGAAAGGACCUAUGCUUGUCAUUCAUGGCGACAAAGACCCAGCGGUGCAUUACAACGCAUCAUUGGCUACUUCAAAGGUUACUUGCGAGAAGUAUCCUGGUGAUUUAGAGUUCUUGGGUGUUCCUGGAGUUGGUCACUUUCCUGGUAUGUAUGCAACCAGGUCGAUUUGGAUGGAUUGGAUCAAGGAUCGGUUCGAGAGACGCAAGGUACAAAAGCAAGGCUGUGUUCAGUCCAAGGUUGACCGAUUUCUACCUGACGAUCAUUAUCAGCACGAUCCAAACUCCUUCCCCUUGUGGGCUGGCAAAUCUGAAUGGGCUUAUGAGCUUCCCCAGGGUCAUUAG
Fusarium subglutinans is the source of this 3036-nucleotide messenger RNA. Its product is annotated as secretory lipase. Gene Ontology annotation, molecular function: triacylglycerol lipase activity. The record is from RefSeq and is a predicted model, not a curated record. Lineage: Eukaryota; Fungi; Ascomycota; Sordariomycetes; Hypocreales; Nectriaceae. The transcript is spliced from 8 exons. Bases 1 to 3036 code for a protein of 1011 amino acids. Gene Ontology annotation, biological process: lipid catabolic process.